AUGAUCCUGAUCAUUGUCUCUGUCUACUCAUUUCUCGGAAACAGCUCUCUGACCGGGCCCUCGGUUUACAUCAGUAUUUACAGCGAGGAAUUUGGAAUCUCGCAAGCUGAGGCAUCGGGGUUGAUUUCGUAUCCAAAUCUGGCUUUUGGAUUUGGAUCGCUUAUUUUGGUGCCACUUUACUUGAAGAUUGGCAGACGACCUGUUACACUGUUGUCUAUGAUCACGUUCCUCGCGGGUUUAAUUGGUGCCUCUCGCUCGACGAGCUAUACAGGGCUGAUGGUUGCACGCGUGUUUCAUGGAUUCGGAAGCGGAGUCUGCGAAAGUUUGCCAGUACAGCUGGUCAACGAUAUCUUCUACAUCCACGAGCGGGGAAAGCGGAUCGGAUGCUAUACGAGCUACAUGCUUGCCGGUGGAUACUCCUGGCGACUAUUCUUCUACGUCGAAGCUGCCUUCGCCGGCGCCCUGCUGAUAAUGGCAUUCCUGUUUGUCGAAGAAUCUACUUACCACCGAGGCGAAAGCUCUCCAUCAACGACUUCUUCGUCAAAUUUUCUAAAAGCAGAAAUUGCCGAGAAGCCAGAGACACCUGUACAGCUAGAGAACGUAUCCUCAACAUCCGUUCCCCGACGUAAGACCUUCUUGCAGACGCUCAAACCAUGGAAUGCCGUCGAUCACGAACCUGAAUUCGUCAUGACAAUCCUCCGCUCAUUCACCUACUUCUUCGUACCCGUCGUAUUCUGGGUGAUCGCUACAUACGGUCUCUACAUCGGGCUCGGCGCACUCGCAUUCAACUAUACCUUCCCAAUUAAGAUUACGGCGCCGCCAUACAAUUGGAGCGAGCAUACCGUACAAAACGCAACAACGGCAUCCGCGAAGCCGAAAUGCGUCUCCCAGCCCUCUUUCCAGCCCUCCUCAUGUCCCCCCGCCGGCCUAAUCGUCUACGGCUUCACAGCCCAACGCAACCUCCACUGGACAGGAUACUUCGCCGGCGUCGCGAUGAAUCAAUUCGGGUCGUAUUUCUAUUUUACCUUUACGCUGGCUUAUGCGGUCGACUCGUACUACGCUAAUACUUCUGAGAUGUUGAUUGCCAUGAACCUGGGGAAACAGGCUAUUUCCUUUGGGAUGGGGUCGUAUUUGCUUGAUUGGAUUCUGUCGCGUGGGGAUUUUCUGUGGAGUUUUACUGGCGAAUAA
This is a messenger RNA of Penicillium argentinense, 1188 nucleotides long. Its product is annotated as MFS transporter. The record is from RefSeq and is a predicted model, not a curated record. Gene Ontology annotation, molecular function: transmembrane transporter activity. The transcript is spliced from 7 exons. Bases 1 to 1188 code for a protein of 395 amino acids. Gene Ontology annotation, biological process: transmembrane transport. Lineage: Eukaryota; Fungi; Ascomycota; Eurotiomycetes; Eurotiales; Aspergillaceae.